This is a messenger RNA of Zingiber officinale, 1015 nucleotides long. RefSeq lists its product as uncharacterized. Gene Ontology annotation, cellular component: cytoplasm. Lineage: Eukaryota; Viridiplantae; Streptophyta; Magnoliopsida; Zingiberales; Zingiberaceae. The record is from RefSeq and is a predicted model, not a curated record. Bases 374 to 742 code for a protein of 122 amino acids. The transcript has 8 exons. Gene Ontology annotation, molecular function: protein phosphatase inhibitor activity.
UGUCAUCCCGCGAUUCCUUUUUCCUCUCUCUCUCUUUCGCACAGACGGACACCGUUUCUAGACACCAUCGUUGAAUUUGGGGAGGCGGAGAAGAAGAAGGAACAGAUCACCUCUCCCUCAAGCUUCGACAUUGCUGGUUCAAGAAUCCUCUCUCUCCGGAGGUAAGAUCAGUCGGGUUGAUUGGUUUGGGAAUUGUGGAACAACAACGAGGAUGAAUGCGAUAAAUUUCUAGAUCUUGUGUUAGAUUGGGCACUUGGUUGUAUGGUUAGGCUGGUGGUCUUGAUUUUGUGAUGGUGAAUCGUUCAGACCCAAUAUAUCUGUUCGAUGCGAACUAUCUAGUUCUCUAAAUUCAUUCUAACCCUUCGUGUCAAACAUGGAUACUGAUGAGGAUCUGAACCAAACUGAGGCGAAUGAAAUGCCAUCAUCUCAACAAGAGGAGGAAGUACUGAAGAAGAAGUAUGGAGGAAUUGUACCGAAAAAACCACCACUCAUCUCCAAGGACCAUGAACGAGCUUACUUUGAUUCAGCAGACUGGGCAUUAGGCAAGCAGGGGGCGGAGAAACCCAAAGGACCCCUUGAGGCACUACGACCAAAAUUACAGCCUACUCAGCAACAAGCACGGUCUCGUAGAUCGGCCUACGCAUCUUCUGAUAAUAAAGAUGGAGGUAAUGCUACGGCUGAAGAGAUAACUGAGGACACCAACAGCAGUGAUCAUAAAAGUAUCGAUUUCCUGGAUCAGUAGUUACUGCCAUUCCAUUUUCCCCUUUCCAAUGCCACAAAUAAGAAAGUGAGAGUAGAUUGUCAUAUUUCCAGAUUAAGGUCGAAGAACUUUCAUUUCAAUUUCAAUUUUUAUCAAAGCAUGAAGGAAGCACCUUCCAAGUUCAUGUCUGAACAACUUAUUGCUCCAAGGUUCACAAUUCUAAUAUCUUUAUGGAUAUAAAUUAGAAGCUUGCUAAACCCUUAAAGGACUUAUAAUUCAAGGACAUCAACAAAGAUUGGCGAUAUUGUUGGAUUA